ACCUCCCUCCCUCCCUCCCUCUCUCUCUCUCUCUCUCUCUCUCUCUCUCUCUCUCUCUCUCUUGUGGAAACAUUUUGUCAGCAAUGUCGACUCACGACCUUAUGUGUUGUGCAAAUAUUUAGAUGGAACCCGCAAUUGCAACAGCCGCCAAUGCUGGAGAUAUCAACGUCAUGGAAACAGAAGUCAUUCUAAGUGGUCUUUCCCCUGCAAGUGAGGUCAACGAAACCACAGUUCAUCAGCAGACCAGCGGCGGGGGCACAGCCAGUGCUGCAUGUGAAGAGGUGUUCGCAACAAUUCAUAUGGAAACUGAGCAGAUGCUUGCUGACGUGGAUAACAACGAUAGCGGCGCACGAGGGAACAGUGCUGAGAUAGAGAAGGUUGCUGAUCAGUGGGUUGCUGUUCCUGCCUCAAAGAAAGGAACAUGGCGUAACGUAUGUCUGUCAUUUAUCUAUGACAGAGUGUUGAGGUUGAAUGAUGGAGCAACGACCCACGAUGCUUGCCAUUACGCAUUGGAGAUGUAUCGUGUUCUAGAGGCAAAGGGUGAGUUGCUGCUCAACGAUUGCUUAUAUGACAACUUUGACUGCGGACAACUGUGGGUGUUGGGUGGCCAGCAACGCAGGGGGGGGACGCCAAUCAGCCAGGAUGAUGCAAGAAGGGAUCCUCGAUCGGGUUGGGUGCCAUCAGAAAUCCCAUUUGGAUAUGGCCGUGUUAAGAUGCAAGUGCGUGAUAUCAUGGGCAAUGUGUGGAGCGCACAUUACUUGAACAACAUGUUUUCCUUCCGUCAUUUCGACAGAGAAGCGACUGCAGACGAAAAGGUGGCGGUGACAUGUCGGCCACACAAUGCACGCAUCUUUGACCCGCCACUUGGCAAUCCUGUCGAGUUGGCCCUCGGUGAAGGGACGGUGUUUAGUGGUGAGAAGUGCAUCACAUACGUCCACGUAAGGGGGAAAGAAACUACAUUUGAUGGCAUCUGUAUGGACGUAUGGGACCAUGUGGCAAUGCGGAAGGAUGUGGUUGCAACCAGUAACAUUGUGACCCAUGUGAUUCAAGAAGGGCAGUUGUACCAGCAUGUGGCCCGCGACAUGUACGGGUACCAUGUCAAUUGGGUACCUGGUUCUUUGCAUCCAGCAGUUGUUGAUGGCAAAGUGACACUGGCAGCAAGAAUGCAAUCUGCUUUGCAUCGCCUCAACAUUGCGACUUCUGAGGUGGACAGAAAUAGGUCAAGGGAAGAGGGAUGGAAGUUGGUGGCCAGGGAAGCAGAUGUUGCACUUCAUGCAGCAGAUGGACACACUUCAGCAGGGGAAGAAAUUGUGAGAACAGUCUUCAUCGCGCGUUCUCCAAUAAACACAAUGUCCACGCAGGAGGUAGAAGAAGAAGAUGUGUUCAAUGACUGGACAAUGACAGAACAACGACGGGAACGAGGGUUCGAAGACUCUUCUUUACCGAUCGAUUUCGAAUAUGACAUUGACGAAACAAGAGUGAGGAACAAUGAAAAAGAUGCGAGGGCGCCUAACAAUGAGGUGGAAGUGAGUGGCAGCGAUGUGAGCAGCGACGAGGAGGGUGAGGAAUAUGAUGCCUACUGGGACAUGGAAGCAAGGGGGGGACAAGCGUCAAAAGGGUGGGCACAUGCGAUUCUUAGGUUGGCACGUGUAUUCUCUAAUCCCCAUUUACUGUUGCGUGUCGUGCUGAAGGAGGCAACACGUGAGGGUGCACUCCAGUAUGUAGCACUGACGACCAUUAUGAGAUCAUGCUCGAACGGAAGAAGACGGUCACAGGAGAGCAAUCCGGAGGGAGAUAGCACCGGCGACAACACGGACAGAUCCGAGGAGGGCGAAGAGGAAGAGGAAGGCAACAGUGAAGACGAAGAAAGAGAUAUUACAUCUGCUGAAAACAGUGCGAAAUACGGAACAACUGAAAAAAAAGCAGACGCACUAGAGAAUUCAUCGAACGGCAAACAAAUUGUGCAGAGGGAGAAUGUACCGCUACAGGAGUUCAUUGAACUCUCGUUCUGCCUGCUACGAGUGGAUCUGAACUGGACGUGGGAGGACGAUCGGAGGCCCGCGUCAGAGACCGUGGAGCUGCUCAUCAUCCAGGCGUGGAGGACCAACGUGGCGGGAGACCUUCUAGGAUUCGUCUUUGGAGCAGUGGAUCGGGGAAACCGAUCACAGAUCGUGCGCGAACUUACGAUCGUGAUCGCGCGACUGGCCGACGAACUCCCCCUUGACAUCGUCUCUCAGAGCGACGAAGAGCCCGUGCCACAUACCCUCUCAAGGACUCUCGCCCCGAGCCUCCAGUGGUCGGCUUGUAUCGAGGAGCGCUGGGCGGACGACCGUUUUCCCUCUCGCAGCGAGUAUAUCGACGUCCACAUCCUAACUAAUCCCCGGUUCUUUCAGCAACCAACGGCGUUGGAGUGGGCGGCGCUGAGAGCAAAAAAGGAAGCAGAAGAGGAUUCAGAAGGAGAAUUAAGGAGAGAGGCCGGGGAAGCAGCGGCCCGGUUGGCCGAGGACGAGGAAGAAGAACGCGAAGCCGAAGAAGAGUCGGCGGAAGCUGAAGAAGAAGAAGAAGAAGAAGAAGACGCAGAGGAGGAGACUUCGGAAGAAGAGGAGGAAGCCUAUAGUGAGCACAGCGAGGCCGAGCAAAGUGAGGAGGAGGACGAAGAGGACGACGAAGAAGUGGAAAGCGGAGACGACCAGGAGCCAACGCACGUUGACGAGCUCGAGUGGGUGCCAGGACCAGAUUGACGAGAGGAGAACCCUGAGGCUGCCACGCAGCGCAAGAAAGAGGUCGCGGAGGGAAAGCGGCCGGCGAUCGACCCCACAUCGA
Chara braunii is the source of this 2823-nucleotide messenger RNA. The record is from the annotation of a GenBank genome assembly. NCBI's taxonomy places the organism in Eukaryota, Viridiplantae, Streptophyta, Charophyceae, Charales, Characeae.